GCCUCCCAUAGCUGCUGCCAGGCCCCUAAAUCUGCCAUGGGCCCCCUGUACCGGCCUCCUCAUGCUGCUGCCAGGCCCCUAAUCUGCCAUGGGCCCCUGUACCGCCUCCUCAUGCUGCUGCCAGGUCCACAGUCUCUCAUGGGGAUCCCUGUACGCCUCCCUUGCAUGUCUCCAUCGCCACACUCUGCCAUGUGCCACUUUCAGGUCUCCUCACACUGCUGGUGUGUUCCAUUUUUUGUCAUAGGGUGCUGGCAGAUUACGGGCCUCCCAUAGCUGCUGCCAGGCCCCUAAUCUGCCAUGGGCCCUGUACCACGCCUCCUCAUGCUGCCCAGUCCAGAGUGUCCAGGUCCCUGUACGAGUCUCCAUCAUGCCAUGUGCCACU
Staurois parvus is the source of this 382-nucleotide messenger RNA. Lineage: Eukaryota; Metazoa; Chordata; Amphibia; Anura; Ranidae. The record is from the annotation of a GenBank genome assembly.